AUGUCAAACUUUGUAGCUCCAGAAGUUAAAAAAUUUGUGGCUUGGGACUAUGUCGUUUUUGCAGGACUCUUUUUAGUGUCUGCUAGCAUUGGAAUCUUUUUUGCAGUUAAGGAGAGGAAAAAGAAAACUUCCAAGGAAUUUUUGGUGGGUGGUAGGCAGAUGACAUGUGGACCAAUAGCUUUCUCUCUGACAUCAAGUUUCAUGUCAGCAGUCACCGUGCUGGGGACACCCUCUGAAGUUUAUCGAUACGGGGCAUCCUUUGUGCUGUUCUUUCUUUCAUACACACUUGUCAUCUUUUUUACUGCUGAGCUUUUUUUACCUGUGUUUUACAGAUCUGGCAUUACAAGCACUUAUGAGUAUUUGGAGUUAAGAUUUAACAAGAUUGUCCGGCUUGCUGCAACACUGAUCUACAUCCUGCAGACGAUCCUUUACACAGGAAUAGUGGUUUAUGCUCCAUCACUGGCACUCAACCAAGUUACUGGAUUUGAUCUCUGGGGAUCUGUAGCUGCAACAGGGAUUGUCUGCACUUUCUACUGCACUCUGGGAGGAUUAAAAGCUGUUGUCUGGACAGAUGCAUUUCAAAUGCUUGUCAUGGUGGCUGGCUUCGUGGCAGUCUUGGUUCAAGGAACAACUCUGAACGGUGGAUUCAGCACAGUCUGGGAAAACGCCCAGGAAGGAUCCAGACUAAGCAUAUUUGACUUUGCUGUUGAUCCUUUGAGACGACACACCUUUUGGACAAUUGUGAUUGGGGGAACAUUUACAUGGUUAGGGCUCUAUGGAGUCAAUCAGUCCACAAUACAGAGAUGCAUCUCCUGCAAAUCAGAAAGGCAUGCCAAACUGGCACUUUACUUGAAUUUGUUGGGACUUUGGACAGUCCUGGUGUGUGCAGUAUUUUGUGGCUUGGUGAUGUACUCUCAUUACAAGAGCUGUGACCCUUGGACUGCUGCUUUCAUCUCAGCACCUGAUCAACUCAUGCCAUAUUUUGUUAUGGACAUUUUUUCUUCAAUGCCAGGAGUCCCGGGACUGUUUGUUGCCUGUGCAUUCAGUGGAACACUAAGCACAGUAGCUGCCAGCAUUAAUGCUUUAGCAACUGUUACCUUUGAAGACUUGGUAAAGAAAGGUUUCCCCAACAUCUCUGACAAGAUGAGCACAUGGAUCAGCAAAGGCUUGUGUAUAUUAUAUGGCAUCCUGUGCACAUCGAUGGCUGCAGCAGCAUCUCUGCUGGGAGGGGUUGUUCAGGCUUCCCUCUCCAUCCAUGGGAUGUGUGGGGGGCCCAUGCUGGGAUUAUUUACCUUGGGAAUUGUGUUUCCUUGUGCUAACUGGAAGGGAGCUAUCGGAGGCCUUUUAUCUGGGAUCACCUUAGCUUUUUGGGCUGGGGUCGGCUCCUUCAUUUACCCUGCACCACCCAGCAAGUCCAUUCCCCUGCAGCUCUCGACUCUCAACUGCACCCUGGCCAACAGCACCCAGACCCUGACCACCAUGGCUCCCACAGUGGCCCCAGACAGGCCUUUGCUGGCAGACACCUGGUACUCCCUCUCCUACCUCUACUUCAGUGCCAUCGGCUGCCUGGGCUGUGCCCUCACAGGGCUGUUGAUAAGCUUUAUAACAGGACCUACCAGAGGAGAAGCCAUCCCCCCAGUGUUAAUCAAGCCAGUCUGUGACCCGUUUUGCUUUUGGUCCCAAAGGCUGAAAGCUUUCCUGUGGUGUGGUGUGCGGCACGAGGGCCGGGAGGAGGACUUUGAGAAAAAUCUCUCUAAAAUUGCAAAUAAAACUGGAACAGAUGACACCUUCAAGAACAGUAUCAGCAAAGAAAACAGACACCAGUCUGCUGGUUACAAUCCUGAGGAAAACUCUGACACUUACAUGAGCAAAGAAUCUCGACUCUAG
Molecule: messenger RNA, 1887 nt
Organism: Calypte anna (Anna's hummingbird)
Lineage: Eukaryota; Metazoa; Chordata; Aves; Apodiformes; Trochilidae
Gene: SLC5A12
Product: solute carrier family 5 member 12
Exons: 15
Coding region: 1-1887 (628 amino acids)
Biological process (GO): transmembrane transport; sodium ion transport
Cellular component (GO): membrane
Molecular function (GO): symporter activity; lactate transmembrane transporter activity
Source: RefSeq, a predicted model, not a curated record